AUGGCUGCAAAUAUUCCCCACGCGACCUCAUCGCGAGAUGACGUGAAGAAUCUGACUGGAUAUGAGACUGUUGAUGAGAGUAAUAGUCUGAAGCAUGGCGUCUCUGCACCGGGGGUCGUGGAGGAUGUCGUGCAGGUGGUGGACCACAAGGCUGAACGGGCACUCUGCCGUCGCCUGGAUGUGCGAUUGCUCCCCGUUCUUGCCAUCAUGUAUCUCUUCAAUGCCCUCGACAAAGGCAACCUCGGCAAUGCCGAAACGGACGGAAUGAGUAAGGACCUCAAUUUCAAACCCAACGAGUAUAAUAUGCUGCUCUCCAUCUUCUUCAUCCCGUACGUGAUCUUUGCUCCGCCCGGCGCACUGCUCGGCAAACGCUACAGUCCGGCCCGCGUGCUGCCCAUCCUCAUGUUCAGCUUUGGCUCCUUCACCCUGCUGUUGGCCUCGACCACGAACUUCGGCGGUAUUUUCGCGCUGCGCUGGUUCCUGGGCAUGUGCGAGGCGCCGUUCUUCCCCCUGGUCAUCUACUACCUCACCACCUUCUACCGCCGCGGCGAGCUCGCCCGCCGUCUCGCCAUCUUCUACGCCGCCUCCAACAUCGCUAACGCCUUCUCCGGUCUCAUCGCCUUUGGCGUCUUCCAGAUCAAGAACUCGCCGCUCCCCAACUGGCGCUACCUCUUCAUCGUCGAAGGCGGCGUCACCGUCCUCUUCUCCCUCUUCGCGUUCUGGUACCUCCCACGCAGCGUCGCGGAGGCCGAAUUUCUCUCCCCGGAUGAGAAGGCGCUCGCCUUCCACCGGAUCCAAGUCGACUCCAGCGCGAUCGUCAACGAGAAGUUCAACCUCCGCGACGCCCUGCACAUCUUCAAGCACCCGACCACCUACGCCUUUCUCGCGAUCGAGAUCUGCCUCGGCGUCCCCAUCCAGGGCGUCGGGCUGUUCCUCCCCCAGAUCGUCCAGCGGCUCGGCUACCCCACUGUCAAAACGAACCUCUACACCGUGGCGCCCAACAUCACCGGUGCCGUCAUGCUGCUCAUCCUGGCGUUUUCCUCCGACGCCGCCCGCCUGCGGUCCCCCUUCAUCGUGCUGGGUUUCUUGCUGACAUUCAUCGGCUUCAUCAUCUACGCGUCCAUCGAUGACGUCCAGGCCCAGAUCCGAGUCGCGUAUUUUGCGACCUUCAUGAUGACCUGGGGCACUUCGGCGCCUUCCGUGCUGCUGAGUACCUGGUACAACAACAACGUGGCGCACGAGGGACGCCGCGUCCUGCUGACGAGUAUCGGCGUGCCGCUGGCGAAUCUCAUGGGCUUGGUGAGCAGUAAUGUGUUCCGCAGCGAGGACAAGCCCAAGUAUACGCCGGCGCUGAUCACGGUGGCGGUGUUUGGGGCCACGGGGGCGUGUCUGGCCGGGUGUUUGGGGUUGUAUAUGUGGUUAGACAACAAGCGAAGAGACAGGAGGGACGGAAUCAGGAUCAAGGCGCAGGAUGUGCCGACGGAGAGGUUGAGGGAUGGGCCGUCGGCGGCGGAGUUUCGGUGGUUCUUGUGA
Messenger RNA from Aspergillus clavatus NRRL 1, 1533 nucleotides. RefSeq names its product putative MFS transporter. Gene Ontology annotation, cellular component: membrane. Lineage: Eukaryota; Fungi; Ascomycota; Eurotiomycetes; Eurotiales; Aspergillaceae. Gene Ontology annotation, biological process: transmembrane transport. Gene Ontology annotation, molecular function: transmembrane transporter activity. The coding region runs from base 1 to 1533 and encodes 510 amino acids. The transcript is spliced from 3 exons. The record is from RefSeq and is a predicted model, not a curated record.